UUAAGAUAAAUAAUAUGAAACAUUGGUAUUGGUAUUGGAUAUUGUUAUUAUUUUUUGAUGUUAGCAUUCAAUCAAAUCCUAACAUUAUUCUUUUCCUAACAGAUGAUCAAGAUCUAAUUCUAGAUGGAAUGAGGCCGCUAACAUUUGUUAAUAAAUUCUUUGAAACACGUGGAUCUAUAUUCACCAAUUCGUACACCGCAUCACCCCUCUGUUGUCCUAGUCGGGCUAGUAUACUAACCGGUCUUUAUGUACAUAAUCAUAAUGUGGUUAACAAUAGUCGGGAGGGACAAUGUUCCGGAACUGAGUGGAGAGCGACCAUUGAAAAACGACACACCUAUCCACUUUACCUUAAACGAAAAGGCUACGACACAUUUUACAUGGGGAAAUAUCUAAAUGAGUAUGGUGUUCAUAAUGAAAAGGAUUCGGAAAGAUAUUACAUACCGGAUGGCUGGACCAAUUGGUUUGCUUUGGCUGGAAAUUCUAGAUACUAUAAUUACACUAUCUCUAAUAAUGGUAAACCUCGCGAUUACAAAGAUAAUUAUGAAAAGGACUAUCUACCAAACGUCUUAAAGAAGAAAGCUAUAACAUAUAUCAAAAAACGAUUUUCAUCUGAGGAAAAGCCAGAAAAUGGCUUUAUAAUGACGAUUGGCCUUCCUUCACCUCAUGAACCUUGGGAUUAUGCUCCUCAAUAUAAAAAUAAAUUUCUCAAAAAAUCGGUUCCAAAAUUUGCAUCGUUUAACAAUAUAACUACUAACCCUAGGAAACAUUGGAUAGUUAGACAGGCUAUGAACAUCCUAUCUAAUAAGACGGUGGUUCUCAUAGAUGAAAUUUUUCGAAAAAGAUGGAGAACAUUAUUGACAGUAGAUAAUAUUUUUAGUGCUGUAGUUAAGGCUUGUAACGAAUCAGACAUUUUGGAUUCUACAUACUUCAUAUUUACAUCUGACAAUGGCUAUCAUUUGGGACAAUUUGGCUUACCUUACGAUAAACGACAACCAUACGAAUUCGAUAUUAAAAUACCUUUAAUGAUAAGUGGUCCUGGAGUAACACAAACUGAAAUACAUAAAAUAGUUUCAAAUAUAGAUCUCGCUCCUACUAUGUUGGAAAUGGCGAACAUAGAAUACGAAAAAGAUAAAUUUGACGGGGUAUCUUUAUUGAGUUUGGCUCGAGCAAAUAAACCCCCAAAAAGAAAUUCGAUUCUUAUAGAACACUCGGGCGAAUAUAAACCAAAACCAAUCCAUGGGUGUCCACAAUACGGAAACAACUCCAAAGGAUUGUCGAUGUGUGACAUAGAUUGUGUAUGUCAAGAAAGCCCAAAUAAUGCUUACACUUGCAUAAGAACCAUUUCCAAUGAAAAGGAUGAUAUCUACUGUGAUUUUUAUAAAGAGAAUCUGGCGGAGAGCUAUGAUUUAAUCAAAGAUCCCUUUCAACUAAACAAUUUAGCCAAUCCCAAAACGUCUCAUAAUUUACAACAAAUAAAAUUUAUAAAUAAAUUUAAGCGAUGUCAUGGCAUCAGAUGCCAUAAAUUUUCCUAAAAAUAUAUUCAAUUAUAUAAUAAUCGAUUAUUUCUUGACCCUCAUA
This is a messenger RNA of Gordionus sp. m RMFG-2023, 1578 nucleotides long. RefSeq names its product N-acetylglucosamine-6-sulfatase-like. Gene Ontology annotation, biological process: glycosaminoglycan metabolic process. NCBI's taxonomy places the organism in Eukaryota, Metazoa, Nematomorpha, Gordioida, Chordodea, Parachordodidae. The transcript has 12 exons. Gene Ontology annotation, molecular function: N-acetylglucosamine-6-sulfatase activity; glycosaminoglycan binding. Bases 15 to 1532 code for a protein of 505 amino acids. The record is from RefSeq and is a predicted model, not a curated record.